This is a messenger RNA of Solanum dulcamara, 2095 nucleotides long. Its product is annotated as diacylglycerol kinase 5-like. The record is from RefSeq and is a predicted model, not a curated record. Lineage: Eukaryota; Viridiplantae; Streptophyta; Magnoliopsida; Solanales; Solanaceae. Gene Ontology annotation, molecular function: ATP-dependent diacylglycerol kinase activity. Bases 361 to 1833 code for a protein of 490 amino acids. The transcript is spliced from 13 exons.
AAAUGCAGCCAACUAACGUGCAAAAAGGAAAGCGCCCUUACAGUUUCCUCAUCAUAUAAUUGGGCAUUCAUUAAGCAUCAUUUUCAAUUUUUCAUUCUUUUUUACUUACUCCAUUAAGUUUUAAGACUGUUAUCCAGAAUAUAUUAGGCCAAUGUGAUCGUUAAGAAAGUUCAACGAAUCAGUCAAAUUCACUCGCACACGGUGCCAUCACGCGUCUUUCCUCUUCCUUCCGUCUCCUUUAUAGAUCCGAAUUCCGCCCAAAGUCCUUUACUGUUGACGCACGCCUAAUUUCUGAUUCUUCCGAAUAUCUCUCUGCAUACAUAGGUUGAUUCAUAUACUUUUCUUUCUCAGUUAGAGUUAAUGGCGGAUUCUGAGUCCGAGCACAAUAACAACAUCCAUAGAGACUUCUAUAUUCCUACCUAUAUACUUGCACCGAAUGCUUCGAGCAACAGCUUACGUUUACCUGAUGUACCUAAAUGCCCUGUCCUAGUGUUCGUCAACUCUAAAAGUGGAGGUCAACUUGGAGGAGAACUUCUACGUACAUUUCGUCAUCUUCUUAACAAAUAUCAGGUUUUCGAUUUGGGAGAAGAAGCUCCUGAUAGUGUUUUACAUAGGCUCUAUUUGAAUAUAGAAAGGCUCAAGGGUAAUGGUGAUCGAUUUGCCGCCGAAAUUGAAGAGAGAAUGCGAAUUAUCGUUGCAGGUGGAGAUGGCACGGCUGGCUGGCUUCUCGGAGUUGUAUCUGAUCUCAAGCUAUCUCAGCCACCUCCAAUUGCGACAGUACCUUUGGGAACUGGAAAUAACCUUCCAUUUGCUUUUGGCUGGGGAAAGAAGAAUCCAGGGACCGACCUUAACUCUGUCAUCUCUUUUUUGAAGCAAGUAAUGAAUGCAAAGGAAAUGAAGAUGGACAGUUGGCACAUUCUUAUGAGGAUGAGGGCACUAAAAGAUGGUUCUUGUGAUCCUGUUGCACCGCUGGAAUUGCCUCAUUCUUUACAUGCCUUUCACCGGGUUUCUCCAUCUGAUGAACUAAACGUGGACGGUUUCCAUACAUUUCGUGGAGGUUUCUGGAAUUACUUCAGCAUGGGGAUGGAUGCACAAGUAUCUUAUGCAUUUCACUCAGAGAGAAAAAUGAACCCUGACAAAUUCAAAAACCAACUUGUCAAUCAGAGUUCAUAUUUAAAGCUAGGAUGUACUCAAGGAUGGUUUUUUGCCCCCCUCGUUCAUCCUUCUUCGAGGAACAUAGCUCAACUGACUAAGGUUAAGAUAAUGAAAAAGCAGGGGGAAUGGCAAGACCUUCACAUUCCACCCAGUGUCAGGUCAAUUGUAUGCCUCAACUUGCCUAGCUUUUCUGGUGGACUAAAUCCCUGGGGAACACCAAACAGCAAGAAACGUCAAUAUAGGGACUUGACUGCUCCAUUUGUAGACGAUGGCCUUCUUGAGGUUGUUGGAUUCAGAGAUGCUUGGCACGGAUUGGUCCUCCUUGCUCCAAAAGGACAUGGGACACGUCUUGCCCAGGCACACAGAAUCCGGUUUGAGUUUCACAAAGGUGCAGCUGAUCAUACAUUCAUGAGGAUUGAUGGGGAACCCUGGAAGCAACCCCUACCUGAAAAUGAUGAGACCGUUGUGGUAGAAAUUUCUCAUCUAGGCCAAGUUAAGAUGCUUGCUACCCAUGACUGCAGAGCCAAAAGUAUACAUGAUCCCUCAAGUCAAUUCAGUCCUGACGCUGAUGAGGUUGAUAGUGAUGAAGAAAAUUCGGUCAAUGAAGAACGGAGGAAAUUUGGGGCAGCAGACACUUUCAAAAUUUCAGAUGAGAUUAAUGUUUCUAGUCUCAGUUAAUUUUAUGUCUUCUUUGUUAUGUUACCUCUAUAGAAGAUUUGCUGUAUAGUAGACAUAACGAGGCUCUAUGUCGACUUUAUAAGACAUGGAUAUUUUAGAGGUUUUGCGUAGAGAAUUUCGUGAUUAUUUGGUGUAUAGGAGAAAGUUAAGUGACUUUGUGUAUGAUAAAGGAGACGCUUAUUAUUUGUAUUUGGCUUUUAAACUUGUAUUCUCUACCAAAAGUGACCAGAUUAGGAAUAUCAUUCUUUUUGUAUGCUUGCUU